GCAAAGUAGCUGUGAAGAAGGAGUAUCUGCCAAAGUACCAGGGCAAAGACACCUGGUUCCAGCUGCAGCCAAUCAGUGCAGAUUCUGAGGUGCAGGGGAAAGUCCAUGUGGAGAUACAGCUGAGUGAUGUCAUCACAGACAGUGGCACUGUUGCUCAGAGACUGAUGACGCGUGUGCUGGAGUGCCAGGACUUGCCCAUCGUCAAUGGACAAUGUGACCCCUAUGCUACAGUGUUAUUGAUCACGCCCUCCGGGUCCGAGGGCAAGAAGACCAGAGUGAAGAAGAAGACCAACAGCCCCCAUUUUGAUGAAGUCUUCUAUUUUGAGAUGCAGAACUACAACAUUAAACAAAACUUUGAUGCCAGCGAAGAAGAUACUGACAAAGUAGUACUGAGGGUAGACCUGUGGAAAUCCAGCAACCUGAAACUUGGAGAUGAGUUCUUGGGAGAGGUCAGUAUCCCUCUGACAGUACUGACUGCAUCUGGCUGCCAUAAUGCAUGGUACUUCCUACAGCCCAGGGAUAACGGCAGCAAGUCCGUGAAACCAGAAGAACUGGGCUCCUUACGGCUGAAUAUAAUUUACACUGAGGACCAUGUCCUCACCUCGGAAGCGUACGGCUCGCUGAAAGAGCUGCUGCUGAAAUCGGCCUGCUUGCAGCCGGUGUCGGCCUCGGCGGGCCACGUCCUGGGGCAAGUGUGCAGGGAGAAGCAGGAGGCAGCCGCGCCGCUCGUCCACUUCUUCCUGCACUACGGGAAGGUUGUGCCUUUCGUGAGCGCCGUCGCCAGCGCAGAGAUCAGCAGAACGCAGGAUCCCAACACCAUUUUUCGGGGGAAUUCACUGGCAUCCAAAUGUAUCGAUGAAGUCAUGAAGCUGGCUGGCAGGCACUACCUGCAGAUAACUUUGGGGCCAAUCAUAGAUGAGAUCUGCACAAGCCACAAACCCUGUGAGAUUGACCCCGGGAAGCUGAAGGAGUCAGACAAUCCGGAAACAAACAGAGAAAAUCUGCGGCAGUAUGUGGAUCGGAUCUUCAGGGCCAUCACCACAUCUGGAGCUCGUUGUCCUACUGUCAUGUGUGACAUCUUCUUCUCCCUGAGGGAAUGUGCGGUCAAGCAUUUCCAAGGUAACCUGCUCCUCUUCACCAUUAUGGAUGAACAUGAAAACCAUGGCGACUGGGGUAAAAGACUAAAUCCUUGUUAUAGUAAAUCUACUGCUUUUUACCAUUCCAGUGUAAGUCCAGAAUCAGAUGUGCAGGUGCAGCUGUG
Paramormyrops kingsleyae is the source of this 1261-nucleotide messenger RNA. Lineage: Eukaryota; Metazoa; Chordata; Actinopteri; Osteoglossiformes; Mormyridae. The record is from RefSeq and is a predicted model, not a curated record.